Molecule: messenger RNA, 1608 nt
Organism: Bipolaris oryzae ATCC 44560
Lineage: Eukaryota; Fungi; Ascomycota; Dothideomycetes; Pleosporales; Pleosporaceae
Exons: 2
Coding region: 1-1608 (535 amino acids)
Molecular function (GO): protein binding
Source: RefSeq, a predicted model, not a curated record
AUGGCUGAUUUGGCGAUGACUUACAAGCAACAAGGCCGAUUCGAGGAGGCUGAAGACUUACUGUCUGCAGCCAUACCUGGAUUUAAGAGGCUACUGGGAUCGGAAAACCCGAGUACUCUGUCGAAAGUGUCCAACUUGGGGACGAUUUAUGAAGCUCAAUAUCGAUGGGCAGAAGCAGCGGCUCUUUACAUCGAGGUCAAGGAUACCUGCCAUUCUAUCCUUGGAGAACGCCAUCCUUUUUCGCUCACGAGUACUAAUAACCUCGCCAACGUGUACAGUGCGCAGGGCCGUUGGAAGGAAGCUGAAAUUAUGCUUGACAAAAUUCUCAGCAUUGCAGCAGACGCUCUGGGGCCACAGAAUCAUAUCACACUCAGAGCUCAACGUGCCCUCGCCAAUUUGUAUGCAAGACAGGGUCAGUUUAAGCGUGCUGUAGAGGUGUUCGAUCACACGCUAAGUGGCUCGGAAGAGGAGUUUGGUGAUGACCAUCCGGAGACCAUUGAGGCUCGCAGAUACCUGGGAGAUAUGUAUCACCUGUUGGGCUUAUAUGAAGAGGCAGAGGCACUACACUCCAAUGCCUUGAUAAAGCUCGAGUCACUAAGAGGGAUACGUCAUCCUUCUACAAUAAGUGCAGCCAACUCUUUGGCUUUGACCUAUAAAGAACAAGGCAGACUGAGAGAUGCCGAGCAGAUUCAGCAAAAGACCAUUCAGCGGUGCGAUAGUGCUUUUGGCCCUCUGCACCACAUGACUCUACAUGUCCAGCUCGACCUCGCAGCGAUUUUCAUGGACCAGGAACGUUUUGAAGAGGCUGGGGACUUGAUUGAACAAAUCCUACUGCAAGAAGCGCAAUUGUACGACCGAGAUCAAACUCUUCGAAUAGAUGCACUCGCCAAGCUUGUUACUAUCUAUCGAUGCCAACGUAAAUUUGAGGAAGCCGAAAAGCUGGGGAUUGAGGUCAUCGAAACCAGGGCGGCUUUCCAAGGUGACGAGCAUCCGUCGGUCCUUGAAAGUAAAAACAACCUAGGCAGCGUCCUUAUGGAGAUGGGAAAGUUGAGCAAUGCUACAAACCUCUUCACUGAUGUGAUAAAUACAAAAGAAUCACAGGGUAUCCGAGAUCCAGUAUAUUUGACCAGCAAAUGUUGUCUCGUCGCCACGUAUAUAGCAGCAGAAAAAUGGGGCGAUGCUGCGGAAUUGGGAAUUGAGGCCCUCGAAAUGGCGAGAACAUCAUUAGGAACAGGCCAUCUGGCGUGGAUCAGAGCAGCAGACCAUGUCCUCUUUGCGUACGAGAAUGGCCAAUGGACAAAGGCGGAAAAACUCAAGCUCGAAGUCAUCGACAAGAACAGAUCUAUUCUAGGGCCGGAUCACGAAGACACUGUGAUAUAUAUGGAAGAUACAGUGACUUUCUACAUGAGGAUUGGAGACCUCGAAAAGGCUGAAAAACUUACUCUCGAAGUCAUGGAGAUCCGACAGCAAGCUUUAGGAAAUAGUCAUGCUGAAACUAUACGCACAAGGAAUUUUCUAGCACAUGUUAUGGCCGCCCGUGGCAAGCAUAUCGAAGCACAGAAUAUGAAAGAAGCAUGUCGCUUGUUGGAGUUAGGAAAUCCUUCAUAG